This is a messenger RNA of Lizanozyma spartinae, 1242 nucleotides long. RefSeq lists its product as uncharacterized. Lineage: Eukaryota; Fungi; Ascomycota; Pichiomycetes; Serinales; Debaryomycetaceae. Gene Ontology annotation, cellular component: cytoplasm. The transcript has a single exon. Gene Ontology annotation, molecular function: ATP binding; ATP hydrolysis activity; GTP binding. The record is from RefSeq and is a predicted model, not a curated record. The coding region runs from base 1 to 1242 and encodes 413 amino acids.
AUGAAGCAAGUCCUUCGAUGUCUUAGUAGUGGAAAAAGGCUCCUUAAACCCGGUGGUGACUCCAAGCAACUUGGUCGGUUCAGCAAUAAUCUUUCUGCCGGAGUUGUAGGGUUGGCUAACGUUGGUAAGUCUACAUUCUUUCAAGCUAUCACCAAAUCUCAAUUAGGAAACCCUGCUAAUUAUCCGUUUGCCACUAUUGAACCAUGUGAAGCAUUGGUUACUGUUCCUUCAGCCAAAUUAGAUCAUUUGGCCCGUUUGUACGGCAGUGGGAAAACUGUACCUACGACAUUGAAGAUCCACGAUAUUGCAGGUCUUGUUAGAAACGCCAGUAGUGGAGCGGGACUUGGAAACAAAUUUUUGAAUGAUAUUCGACAAGUAGAUGGGAUCUUCCAAAUAGUUAGAGGCUUUGUUGAUGAUGAAAUUGUUCACGUUGAGAAUAACUUGGUUGAUCCAUUGCGAGAUUUGAUGAUUGUGGGAGAUGAGCUUAUAUUGAAGGACUUGGAGUUUGUGGAAUCAGGUUUAGAAUUGAAACAAAAGGAUUUGAAAAGACCUCAUAUCGAUAAGAUCAAAUUACAAUUGGAAUUGGACACUUUAAAUAAGUUACUGGAUACCUUAUAUGAAGGUAGGAAGAUAUCCUCAGGUGAAUGGGAUGAUGAAGAAAUAGAUAUCAUCAACUCAUACAACUUUUUAACUGCUAAACCUUCGGUGUAUUUAUUAAACGUUAGUGAAUCUGAAUAUGUCUCCGGUAAGAAUCAAUAUAAGGAAAAAGUUCAACUGUGGAUCAAUGAAAACUGUCCUGGAGAUCAAUUGCUUAUGUUUCUGGCUGCCUUUGAGUCCAAGUAUAAUGAAUUGGAGUCUUCACCAAAGGAAUUGGCUGAAUAUUUAAGUGGCUUUGAGGGUCAAGGUCCUAAUACUUGCAGUGCUCUUCCUACUAUUGUUGAAUCUAUGCGAGAAGCUUUAAACCUCAUAUCAUUCUACACCUGCGGACCAAAGGAAGCCCAUCAAUGGACUACUAGAAAUGGCUGGACAGCCCCUAAAGCUGCUGGGGUUAUUCAUACGGACUUUGAAAAGUCGUUCAUCUCUGCUCAAGUCUACAAAUACAGCGAUUUGCAGACAUUGGAGCCUCCAUUUGAUGAGGCUUCGUUGAAAAGUAAAGGUAAACAGUAUAGACAGGGAAAGAACUACAUUGUGGAAGAUGGUGAUGUUCUUCUCAUUAAGGCGGUGGGAGGUAAAGCCCGUUAA